AUGCGCGUUGCCAACAAAGCGAUAAAGAGAGAACGACGCAUCACACCCACUAUCGAUGACCUUAUUAACGACUUAAAUGGAGCAACUGUUUUCUCCAAGCUUGAUCUAAACCAAGGCUACCACCAGCUAGAACUUGCGCCUGAAUCACGGUACAUAACAACAUUUUCUACACACAAAGGUCUGCGACGCUACACAAGAUUGCCUUUUGGAGUUAGCUCAGCAGCGGAAGUGUUUCAAGCAACCAUACAGCAAAUCCUCGAGGGCAUACCAGAAGCACGAAACAUAAGUGAUGAUAUUAUCAUAUAUGACGGCGAUCAGGAGUCACAUAACCAUGCUGUGGAAGCAGUCCUCCAACGCCUGCAUGCAAGAAAUGAACUUAACCCUCAACCCGACUAA
Paramuricea clavata is the source of this 396-nucleotide messenger RNA. NCBI's taxonomy places the organism in Eukaryota, Metazoa, Cnidaria, Anthozoa, Malacalcyonacea, Plexauridae. The record is from the annotation of a GenBank genome assembly.